AUGUCCCGGUCCCCGGGAAUGGCGUCACCCGGAGGAUACUCCUCCGGUAAUCCCUCGGGAAUCAAUUCCCCUAGCGUGCAUUCCGGAGUAAAGCGGCUCUCUGCAGAGGAUCGCCAACGGCUAGCUAAUAUGCUGCGCGCGCUGCAGCUGCAGCAGCAAGCGCACGCGGAAGCGCCCGCUCCCGCCUCCGCGGAAGCGAGCGCUGGCGCAAGCAGGCCGGCGGAAGGCGGAGCGGAACGUCCCGCGGAAGCUGGCGCAGAGAGGGGAGCGGAUAUGGCGGUGGAUGCGCCGGCGUGCGCGCAGGGGGGGGAGCGGGAGAGGCAGGGGCGCGACAUGGGGGGGGCGAAUGGGGAAGCAGCGGGGAUGUGGGGCGAAUCGCCGUCGUCGCCGUCGUCUCCUCCUCCUGGGGGCGCCAUGAGCCGCAAGGACAUUCUGGAAAUAGUGCGCAAGCAUUCAGGUGCGCUGGUGCGGCCAGCGGCGUCACGGGACGGGGCGGGAGCGGAGGCGGCGCAGACGGCGCUGAUGAUGGACCGGCAGUACUGGCGCGAGAUGGCAGACCUCUUCUUUGUGCGCGGCGUGCAGCUGAGGGGGGACGCAACCCAAGACGGUUCUUUCCGGGAUGUUGUGUUCUUCGUGAGGGACGAGUCGCCUGCAGCAACACCCCGUCAGGCAGGUGGUGGAGCCGAGGGCGCAGGGGACAUGGCAGGCAGGGGCGAGGGCAUGGAGGCAGUGGAGAGACGGCGGCCUUACUUCGCCAGACGCAGGCAGAGCAGCCUGGGGGAGAUUCUGGGCGGAAGUGGGGAGAGCAUAGACUGGCGGCGCACCUUCUAUCUGAACCUCAUCUGCCACACUGACUACUCCCUCACCAUCGCUGUCUGCAGUCGCACGGCCCUGGAGAACCAGAAGCGGUCAGGACGAGCCGUGCCGCCCAUAAUGAAGGUGACAAGGCGAGCAUACGCCUCCCCCAGUAGAGCCCUCAUCGACACCAGCCUUCCCCUGCCCCCAUCCACGUCACAGGACCCGGAGGUGACAGAGGCGUAUCCCAACAUCUGCUUCGCCAUAGACUCCUCUGACCGCGCCUUCGAGUCCGUGGUGCUCAAGGGCAGCGACCACUGCUUCUGUGUGCUGCUGAGUGCGCACAGGGGGGCGGCCUUCCCCGCCCAGGAUACUGUUGAGAAGACCCUCGCGGACGGGCAGCGCCGCGUGCUGCAGCGCGGCACCAGCAGCGAGGCCAAAGUGCUGGGAGAGGCGUCAGGCGAUGGACCCAAGAUCACACUCUUCUCUGGCUUUGUGAGCUACCCCAUGCUCAAGACCUCCUUCCAAGGUCUCUUCUCCAUGUUUGGAUCCACGUCCUCCUCCCCUAUGAAACCAGCCGGGCUGGUUCUCCGUGGCCCGGGGGGCAAAGGAGCCGCCAACCUUGCAGUCUGCCCCCUCCCCCUUCCUCCACUUCCCCCCAAGCCGCCACUCUCCCCUCGGCCCCCGCUCGCCCCCAAACCCCCUCUCUCCCCCCGGCACCCCUCUCGGACCCACACGUCUCGGCCCUCCCACUCUUCUCACUCUCAGCCGUCCUCUCGGUUCCAACUCCCACCAUCCCAGCAGCCUCUUUCCCCCUCGGCCCGCUCCCAACAUGCUCCUCCCUCCCUCUCCUCCCCCACCCAUCCCAACUCCCCCCCACCGCAACAGUCACCUACCCACCCUUCCCUCCUGUCUCCAACCAGCCCUCCCCAGCCAUCACCCACCAGCCCAUUACACCCAAACCGCCCCCAACCGCCCAAUUGCCCUCCAAAAUCCAACCACUCGCCAUCACAGAAUAACCCAUCCGCAUCCGGCCGUCCGUCCAGCGUUCCGGUGCAAUCCGGCCGUCCAUCGAGGCCGUUGCAUCGGCGCAUGCCGUCGCUGCAGGAGCUGCAGAGCAAGCUAUGGGCAGUGCAAGCAGAGCUCAUGGACCUCCUGGAGUUAGAGGCCCAAUCUGCUGCCAACACUGUCGCCGCCGCCGCCGCUGCUGCUGCCACUGCUUCUGCCACUGCUUCUGCUGCUGAUGGUGGCGCUGGUGGUGUGGCAAAAUCUGCAACACGCACCUUCCAGCAGCAAAUCCCCUCCGCCCUUCCCCCAGCAAAGCCAGCCAAGGAGGAGGCACGGAGGCUGCGGCUGCUGGAGCUACAGGGGGAGCUGCGGCUAGUGCAGGAGCAGCUGCAGAUGCUGCAGUCUCAGAGCAAGGGCAAGCGCCCGCACCCCUCUGAUCACCACCACCGGCAGCGGCCCCCUCCAUCCCGAUCCAUGCAGGCCUCACGGGGGAAAGCCAGAGGGCCUGGUGCCGCUGGUGCUGGCAGUGCUGGGGGUGUUGGUGGUCCUGAUAGCGUUGGUGUAAGAGGAAGUGGCAGCAACGGUGGGGAAGGAGAGGAAGGGGGGCGGGAGGGGAGUGAGAGCAGUGGCGGGUCGUCGAGGCUGCUGCAGCGGCCAGUAGUGGCUUCCCCGCCAGUAGCAGGCACCCCUCGAAGAGCCAUGGUGCAUCAGGAUGGAAACAGCCCCACUGCCAGACACCCACAUGGCCACACUGCUUCAGGUGGAAACUCAGGAGAAUCACCUGAAGGAUCACCUGGUGGCCGUAGCUCAGGUGGUAGCAGCAGCAGACCAGGCAGCAGCAGGGCAGGUGGCAGCAGUCGUUCCCUUGGACCUGCUGGUGCUGGUGGUGGUAGUGCGGGUGGUCUUGCUGCAUCGUUGCUGCAAGGAGGGAUCGGUAGAGCAGCAGGAGUAGUGAGAGAGGAGCCUCUGCGGUGCUGCCUGGCGUCUCUCUCCCUGCCUUGGGAGUCACUUGCCUUUGACCUCCUCUUCAAGGAAAUGCCAGUCAAGGUGGACAUUGGUGGUCGGAUUUUUCCCCCUCCUCGGAAUCCUCCCAGCGCAGAAGACUUUUGA
This is a messenger RNA of Closterium sp. NIES-65, 2913 nucleotides long. The record is from the annotation of a GenBank genome assembly. Lineage: Eukaryota; Viridiplantae; Streptophyta; Zygnematophyceae; Desmidiales; Closteriaceae.